CCGUUCUAAAUUCCAAAUAUUUCGAUAUACACAAAUUCUACCUGAAUUUAAAAUUUGGAAUGGUUAAUUUCCGAGAAACGUCUGAUUGGUGUGUCAUUUUAGCGAGCAGCCUUUGGUCACACUGGCACUGUCAAACGUCGGUUGGCGCUUGAAAUGAAUGUCGAAAUCCAAGUCUAGAUUGAUUUUACAAGUUUAACAAGUAAUUAGAAGCAAAGCAGAAUCGAAUAUGGCUCGGUUUGUGAGUAAGACGUCCCAUGACAACUGCUACCUCAAGAACUCGAUUGUCUACACCGAGGACCACAUUCCCGUGCAGAAGCUCUACUUUAGCAAGGUGCCUCCGGAGCUGAACCAGAGCAUUCUUGAGCAUCACUUCCGGAUCUAUGGGCGCGUGCUGCGUUUGCAGAUCUUCAAGCCUUCGUCCACUUCGCGCAGAAACUAGACGCAGCCAAGUUGGUUCGCGAGCACUCUUGAACUCCCAGCUCCAACCCUCUUUCCACUCUUUCCCAGGGCCCUACACAGCCACAUCCACCAUGUGAACGGGCACAGGUUCCUUGUGCAGGCCAGUUACAGCUGGCACCAGCCGGACGCCUAUGGAACACCCCGUGAUCCGGCGGUGAGGUUGCCCAACACGGAGCCCCCGCCGCAGCCAGCCAUCAUGGGCCUUAACGACCUCUGCCUGGAGCAUGUGCUGCAGUACCUCGAGUUGGAGGACCAGAUUCACUUCGCCAGAAGCUGCCUGUGCUUCAGGGGCGUCUACCAGUUGGCCACCGCCAGGCUUCACAAGACGAUGCACCUGACCCAGUUCAAGGGCAUGACCGUCUGGGACAUGCGCGACUUCUUCAAGCUGUCCGGUUGCCAUGUUCAACAUUUGGUGGGCUCAACGAACACGACACGCUCGCAACGGCUGUGCGACUUCCUUGCCCGCAGUUGCUCCACUCAAUGAAGCUGUACUUCAGCCCUUUGAGCGUGCGCAACAUGAACAAGGUGUUCUCCAACAUGUACAAGCUGGAAACGAAAUAUCAGCGACGGCUCUCUCUUGGCCCUGCGAAGUCU
This is a messenger RNA of Drosophila gunungcola (fruit fly), 1053 nucleotides long. RefSeq lists its product as uncharacterized. The record is from RefSeq and is a predicted model, not a curated record. Gene Ontology annotation, molecular function: nucleic acid binding. The transcript is spliced from 3 exons. Bases 227 to 439 code for a protein of 70 amino acids. NCBI's taxonomy places the organism in Eukaryota, Metazoa, Arthropoda, Insecta, Diptera, Drosophilidae.